AUGGCGGAUAAACCAGGAUCAUCGCGUGAUAUAGCAAUCCCACAAAGCUUCUAUCCCAAGACUGCAAGGGCCAGCCUUAUUGAGAGAAAACUUGUUUCUCAACAGUAUGACAGUGACGCAGAUGGGCUGGAUCUCUCUGAUGAUGAUGACGUCCAGGAUCCAACAUACAGACCACAGCUCAUUUCUGAUGAUGAUGACGAUCAACUCUCUGAUCAAGACGAAACUAUUAUAUUGCAUAUUGAAGAUGUAGACUUGAUUGAUAAACAAGAAUCGCAAGGACCAAAGAGAAAAAAGCGGAAAUCUAACUACAUCUGGAAUGCUGUAGCAAGAAACCAACUCUCAAAAGAUAGUCCUACAUUUUUGGAAGCUACUAUCGAUGAAGAUGAUGAAAUUCUCUCACCAGUAAAUUACUUCAGAAAAUUUUUCUCAUGUGAAUUUUUAGAUGAAAUCGUACACCAAUGUAAUAUUUAUGCUGUACAGAAGAACCCUAACAAGCCUUUCAAUCUGACCAAAGAUGAAUUGGAACAAUGGAUGGGUAUUUCCAUGAAGAUGUCUUUGACCAGAAUUAGUGACACCCAUCAACACUGGUCAUCAGAGUGUCUCACUGAAUCGAUUGGGGCAAUUAUGAACAGACAAAGGUGGGAGGACAUCAAAAGUAAUUUUCAUUUGGUAGAUAAUGAAACUGUUGAUAAAAAUGACAGGAUUGCUAAAGUAAGAAUGAUGGUGGAUCACCUUCGUGCAGAAUUCAAACAAAUCCCUAUGACUGAGCACUUAUCCAUUGAUGAGCAGAUGGUUCCUUUCAAAGGGGCUUCAAGUUUGAAGCAAUAUAUCCCAAAAAAGCCUGUCAAGUGGGGAUACAAGCUAUUUGUGCUAGCAGAUCAUAAGGGAAUGAUAUAUGAUUUUUUCCCAUAUGAAGGAAUAAGGAUUUGUGGGACAAUUCAAGCACGAAGAAUCCCUGGUUUAUCAUUCAAGGAUGAUAAGAAAUUGGCUACUGAAGGACGGGGAUCUUUCGAUGAACAUGAAACAGACAGUGGAGGUACAACUGUGACAGCCCUCAAGUGGUAUGAUAACCGUGCGGUCUGCUUAGCUUCCUCUUUUGCUACAUCUGUUCCUAUUGAACAAGCAAGAAAGUAUGAUAAAAAAUCAAAAGAUUAUGUUGAUGUCCCCAUUCCUCAUAUUGUCAGAAUGUAUAAUGAGCACAUGGGAGGAGUGGAUCUACAUGAUCAACUACUGUCGUAUUACAGGAUGUCUUUUCGUUCAAAAAGAUACUACAUGCGACUUGUCUUUCAUAUGAUAGAUAUAACUGUCAUAAACUGUAAGCAAAUGAAUCCUGCAAAGCGAGGCCGUCCCUCAUCUGUGGUGAAAGCUUUCAAGCAUAGGAAAAGGAAAGGAAAAGCAACAAAGCCCAUUCCUGAAGAAAACGUCAGACUUGAUGGUGUGGAUCAUCUCCCUGAUUAUGCUGAAGUUAGGGGAACAUGCAAAAUGCCUGGAUGCACGGCACGAGUUUUGGUAUUCUGUCAUAAAUGUAAUGUCCACUUGUGUUUUGAGCGGUCUCGUAACUGUUUCAAAAAGUUUCAUACAGAAUAG
Messenger RNA from Penaeus monodon (black tiger shrimp), 1587 nucleotides. Its product is annotated as piggyBac transposable element-derived protein 3-like. The transcript is spliced from 4 exons. The coding region runs from base 1 to 1587 and encodes 528 amino acids. NCBI's taxonomy places the organism in Eukaryota, Metazoa, Arthropoda, Malacostraca, Decapoda, Penaeidae. The record is from RefSeq and is a predicted model, not a curated record.